Messenger RNA from Penicillium atrosanguineum, 1164 nucleotides. Its product is annotated as GATA transcription factor LreB. Gene Ontology annotation, biological process: regulation of DNA-templated transcription. The record is from RefSeq and is a predicted model, not a curated record. The transcript is spliced from 2 exons. Gene Ontology annotation, molecular function: sequence-specific DNA binding; zinc ion binding. Bases 1 to 1164 code for a protein of 387 amino acids. NCBI's taxonomy places the organism in Eukaryota, Fungi, Ascomycota, Eurotiomycetes, Eurotiales, Aspergillaceae.
AUGGCCCAUGGCCAACAGCAGUCUGCCUACACUAGCAUGCACUUACCUGGUCCACUUCCACGAGCCAGCUCAGGUGAAGGCAACCCAGGAUACAUGGUCGAGCAACAGAACAUGGCGGGGUCGUCGGGGUCGUAUGCGAUGCAGAGGCAGCAAGGAGGAUACCCAGGUGUACAGAAUGACCCGGGUUGGAUUGAACGAGUCUUGGAGGAGAUGAAGGAUAUGCUGGUUCUACUUAACGCUCAGGGCCGAAUCACCUAUGCCUCGCCAUCUGCGAAGCAAGUCACUGGCCGCGCGGCUAAACAACUUGAGGGUAACCACCUGAGUCAAUACAUCCAUGAGGACGACAAGCCUGUCUUCUUGCGAGACAUGGACGACGCCGUAGCACACAACCAGCCAUUCCGUACCCAUGUACGGUUCCAGAAGACCUCCAACAUCUACUGCCUGGUAGAGAUAUACGGACACCCACAUAUUGCCAGCCAUAAUGCAGCUCAGGGGAGACACUCUUCCACUGAGGAGCGCUGCACGGGCUUCUUUCUUAUGUGUCGGCCUAACCCCUCGAAGAACUCCCAACUUCUCGACUCAUUUCUGGAACACAAGAUCGAGAACGCGCGUCUAGUGCAGCAAAUUGCCAAAUUGAAGCAGGAGGAAGAGGAAGAGGCAAACUUCACCCGUUUGCCUUAUCCUAAGAUCGACGACAGCAAGUCGAUGAUGGAGAAUUCGGCCACCGCGCAAAUCAUCUUGAGUGACCAGGAUUCAAGCGAGACUGUCGCUCCGAACUCGAACUCGGAUGAUUCUGAUAACAACUCGGGCGACUUCUUCGCCGAUAAUCCUCCUCAAAUUGAACCAAUAUCGCAUAUUGACGGUAUCGAAGUUAUGACCGGUCUCUACUAUGGUGAUGGUGAACGAUCGCAGGGCCUGAGUACCGGUUUGAGUAAGGGCCGUCUAGUCCAUUGUGAUAUCGACAUUACCACCGCCGCAGAUCAAGCCCGUAAUGCCCAAGAGGGUGAUAGGCGCAAGAGACUCAAGGGUCAGCACACGUGCGGCGACUGCGGAACAGCCGAUUCCCCCGAGUGGCGGAAGGGUCCCAAUGGGCCCAAGACCUUGUGCAAUGCCUGUGGCUUACGCUGGUCCAAAAAGGAGAAGAAGCGACAGGAAUCUACAUAG